Penicillium olsonii is the source of this 1566-nucleotide messenger RNA. NCBI's taxonomy places the organism in Eukaryota, Fungi, Ascomycota, Eurotiomycetes, Eurotiales, Aspergillaceae. The record is from the annotation of a GenBank genome assembly.
AUGGCUAUCACGGUGACCUCACUGGCCAUAGCGCUUGUCGCUGCAUUGGUCUGCUACAAGACCAUUAUAUACCCAUUCUUCAUCUCACCGCUGGCCAAGAUCCCCAAUGCGCAUUGGAGUGCUCCAUUCACGCCGGCCUGGAUGCUUUGGAAACGUUUCACCAGUCGAAACAAUCGAACGAUUCAGGAUUUGCAUGAGAAACUCGGCCCAAUUGUCCGACUGGGACCAUCGGAGAUCUCCAUCAAUUGCGUCGAUGGGGGAAUCAAAUCAGUAUACACGGGUGGGUUCGAAAAGCAUGACUGGUACCCCCGAGUGUUUGCGUCCUUUGGGACAGUCAGCAUGUUCACCAUGGUGGGAAGUAAAACACAUUCGAACCGCAAGAGGAUGUUGUCCAACAUCUACUCCAAGUCGACUCUGCAAACAUCCCCCCAUCUCGGAAUAGUUUCGAAUGCAGUCAUUUUUGACAGGCUACUACCCAUUCUUGACAAGGCUGCAAGCACUGCAGCACCACUGGAUGUGCAUGACCUGAACCAAGGCUUGACGAUGGACUUUGUCUCGUCCUAUCUUUUCGGCUUGCAGAAUGGUACCAAUCUUUUGCAAAAUGAAUCAUUUCGAAAGCACUGGCUUCACCUUUACAUGUGCCGAAAGCCGUUCGAAUUUUAUUCCCAAGAGGUACCAUAUCUGGAUGGAUGGUUGAGACGAAUCGGUCUUCGCGUGGUUCCGAAAUACUGUGACGAAGCCAAUGCGAUGCUUGAUGCCUGGGCUUUAGACCUAUGCGACAAGGGCGAGCAAUCAAUCGCAUCGACCGAUCCAGGGGUUGAGCCAAUCGUUUACAAGCAACUCAAACAAGCUUUGGACAAAGCGUCCUUGAAAAACGGAGAAAAGCCAGAUAAGGCGCAGCAGAGACUCGACAUUGCAUGCGAGCUGUACGACCAACUGACUGCCGGAUUUGAGACAAGCGCUGUCGGCCUCACUUAUUUGUUUUGGCAACUAUCCAAGAACCAAGAAAUUCAGAGCAAACUUCGAGAGGAGCUGCUUACUCUGGACCCUCCAGUUGCAUACCCUAAGUCUGCGGAGAUGCCCCCCGCCAAGGCAAUUGAUAAUUUGCCCUUGCUGGAGGCUAUUGUGACUGAGACAUUGAGGCUCCAUGCCCCAAUUCCAGGCAUUCAGCCUCGAGUCACCCCGUCUCCUCCUUGCACGUUGGCUGGCUAUGCAAACAUUCCACCUAACACUAGGGUCAGCGCACAGGGAUACUCUCUGCACCGUAAUCCAGAAGUGUUCCCGGACCCAGAGAGCUGGCAGCCCAAACGGUGGCUCGCAGAUCAAAAUUCACCCGCUGACCUGGACGAGAAACGCCGGUGGUUCUGGGCGUUUGGGAGCGGUGGGCGAAUGUGCGUGGGAAGCAACCUCGCUUUACAAGAGAUGAAACUGGCCGUCGCGGCUAUUUACACCAAUUUCCGCACCACCAUAGUCAAUGACGACGACAUUGAAGCAAUCGAUGCCUACACCGUGAAGCCGCGCGGUGAUAAGCUGAUACUCAAGUUCGAAUCGGUCCGUGAUAGCUAA